AUGAGGGCUUUUUAUCUUGAAUCAUAUAGGCAGAAUUUCUAUUCCGAUUUCGAAUAUGGAGAACAGCCUGAUGACGAAACUGAAAUUGAAGAAGAAGAGGAAGAAGUGGCUGAAGAACAGCUUCUAACCGAAUGGCUAGAUUAUCGACUAAAUGACAGACGUGUGCAACACCAAGACAACUUUGUAGGACCUACGGAAGAUCAAAUGUCAAAGUUGUUGUAUUCCAAGAUCAAGACUGAUGAUGGGAAAGGUGGAUUGGUUGAUACUGUGGACGAACCAUGUUAUUGUUCAGUAGAAACUUGCAUCUACAAAACCAUUCAGAAAGACGAAGUGAGCCUUUAUCAUGAGACUGCAGUCUACCAUCUACUCUGGCAUCCAAAGAAGAAUACCUCAGAUCUUGAGGUCUUAACCUGUGAGGCAAUGACAAAUAUGACGGCGGACAAACGGAAAACAUUCUCUAGAGUGAUUUUCAACAUUCCUGACCAUGAGGGACAAGUUUCAGAAGAAGGGGGGUAUGGACUCAUCAAUGCUUCUUUCUGUCUUGAUAAUCAAUAUCCUGAUCAAGAUGAAGUGCAAAAUUGUAUUGAUGUAUAUGAUGAAAGAGAGGAUCCUUCAACAUAUGAGUGGAAACCAAUGGAAGAAAGAGUCGACAACGUAGUUAAGACGUCAAAGAAGUCACGCAAUCGAACGUUCAAAACUUCUGAUAAUCAAUUAGGAACUAUUCAACGUCGAAACCAACAACUCCGAUGUGGGAACUCAUCUUGCAAGUUUGGUUAUAUUGCUUCGGGUGAAACAAGCUUGUAUUGUAAAACAAGAGGGAAAAAAAGCCUACUUCUCACCUUCGAAUCCUCACUCCGUGUUCCCCUUCAGAUCAUCUGCGUUCUCACUUUUCAUCUACGAUAUGAUACACAACACGAUUCAGUCUCCGCCCCUCAGCGAUCACGUCACUACAUAGUAGUUACUCGUAAUCGUAUGGUCAAGAUCAAGUUGCUAGCAGCUCUUCCCCCUUGA
Molecule: messenger RNA, 1011 nt
Organism: Tremella mesenterica DSM 1558
Lineage: Eukaryota; Fungi; Basidiomycota; Tremellomycetes; Tremellales; Tremellaceae
Exons: 5
Coding region: 1-1011 (336 amino acids)
Source: RefSeq, a predicted model, not a curated record